This is a messenger RNA of Sipha flava (yellow sugarcane aphid), 393 nucleotides long. RefSeq lists its product as uncharacterized. The record is from RefSeq and is a predicted model, not a curated record. The annotation marks the transcript as partial. NCBI's taxonomy places the organism in Eukaryota, Metazoa, Arthropoda, Insecta, Hemiptera, Aphididae. The transcript has 2 exons.
AUUUUGUUCAUAGAAUCUUUAAUAGAAGCAGAAGAAAAAGUCCUUACUGCACAAUACACAUCAGACAUAUCUGACGGUUCUUCGACAAAACAACAUAAACGCAAAAGAGAAAUUGAUUCAAUCAAGUUCACUCAUGAAACUGGUCACUCUAAUAUCAUAAGAACUAAAAAGGGCAAAAUUAGUACUUCAGAUGAUACUAAGCAUUCAAAAUUAAAAACUAAAGUAUAUAAAUCAAAAGCUUUAUUGACAAAAGUACAAUCAUCAGAAUCAGAUGACAAUAUGUCAGACAUCUGUAAGCAUUUCAUUAUAUUUCAAUUAAAUACCUUUGUGGUAAUUUUCUUAAGUAUACCUUUAUUGAUUCAUCAUAAAUUAAUUGUUCUUUAGGUUAUUUGU